Messenger RNA from Tilletiopsis washingtonensis, 5131 nucleotides. Its product is annotated as ras GEF. Gene Ontology annotation, biological process: positive regulation of GTPase activity; Ras protein signal transduction. The record is from RefSeq and is a predicted model, not a curated record. Gene Ontology annotation, molecular function: guanyl-nucleotide exchange factor activity; protein binding. The coding region runs from base 280 to 4839 and encodes 1519 amino acids. NCBI's taxonomy places the organism in Eukaryota, Fungi, Basidiomycota, Exobasidiomycetes, Entylomatales. The transcript is spliced from 2 exons. Gene Ontology annotation, cellular component: plasma membrane.
CAACCACUCUCUCGGCGCCUUUCUCCGCGCUGCCGCUCCGCGCUCCACGCUCUCUCGCUUCGACGCUCCUUCGUGCCGCUCUGGCUCACCGACUCCACUCGGCCUGCGUCUCUGCGCGCGGCCUGCGCUGCUCUGCCUGCCGCUGGAACAUGCGUCACGCUGCGUCGUUGUGACAGCUCUCUCCCACUGUCUCCCGACGCCUGCGCCGCCCGCAACGCCGCUGCAGCGCUGCACGCCUGCUGAGCCCGACUCGCGCGCCUCACGCUCGCACUCUGCGACAUGAUGGCGACGAUGCCCGCUGCUGGCGCAUCCGGCCCUGCGUCGUUCGCUGCUGGCUCGCGCUUUCCGACGCGUGGCGCGUCGCUGCAGUCCCACUGGGACGAGGACGGCGCUCCGCGCGCCUCCUUCGACACCAUCGGCGCCGAGAGCGCCCACACGAUGUCGACAGGCUCGUCGACAUCCUCACACUCCACCAUCGUCGAUGGCUCGCGCAGCGGCGCGGGCGGCAGCAGCAUCGCCAGCACCUCGCGGAUACUGCUCGAGCAGCAGCAGCGCUCCGCCGGCAUGGCUGCGUCUGGCUUUGCCAGUCCCAUGGAGCGCGACGAAGCUGAGUACGACGGGUCAGAUGACGGGCCCGGCAUGGCUGCCGAGGAGUACGUUGUGGCGCUGCACGACUUCACGUCCAGCAACUCGACGUGUCUCUCCUUUGCUGCCGGCCAGGUCAUCAAGGUCUUCAACCGCGACAUGAGCGGCUGGUGGGACGGCGAGCUCAACGGCCAGCGCGGCUGGUUCCCGAGCAACUACAUUGACGAAGAGGCGCUGCCCUUUGGCAGUCCUGAGGGCGGCGCCUCGAUGCAGCUAUCCAGCUCGGACCAGGGCCAGUCGUACGACCGCGACGCCGAGGCCACGCCACAGCCGUCGUUCCAGGGCGCAGGCCGCGGCCUGGGCCUUAACGGCACGCUGCGCCCGCGCAGUCGCGGCACGGAGCACCGGCAUCUGGCGCCGCAGGCGCAGCAUGCCCUGCAGCACCGCCAGAUGUCCUACCCGUCCAGGUCGCCCACGCCGACCGAGGCCGACUUCCUUGAGCGCCGCGGCUCGGCUGGCAUCCUCGACCCGAUUCUCCACGCCAUCGCGCUGCUGCACAACGCCGUGCGUGCGAAUCGCUUCGCACACUUCCAGCCCUCGACGGCCUGCGUCAUCUCGUCUGUGCGGUCGGUGCUCUCUGCCACGGACUGCCUGACGCGCGAGUCGCCCGUGCUGAAGGCACAUCCGGUCCUGGCACGCGAGCGCAAGCAGAUCCUCGCCGAGCUGAGCCGUCUCGUGACGCAGGCGCGGAAAGCGUCUGCCCCAGUGGCGGAGGACGCAGGGCGCGAUGCCGACAUGGACGCGAUGCUGGGCAUGGCCGACGGUGUGCUGCGCCAUGUCCGUCGCUUCCUCGAGGUGGCGGUCGAGUGUGGCGUCAACGUGCCGGAUCGCCGCUCGUCCGUCUAUGAUGACCUGUAUGCCGACGGGCGUCAGGGCUCGCAGGCGCGACAGCCAGGCGGUGCAGUCGCGCCGCCGGACCGCAGCGAGCAGGACAAGACGCCGACGCCGGACUCGCCGCGCAGCUCGGCCUAUCUGACGGCCUACACAUCGGGGCAGCUCUCGCCGCGCAGCGCCAGAUUUGCUGCUCAAGGCGGACGACCGAGCGCCGCAGCCGAAGAGCAGGCCCGACAGGCGCAACAGACCUCGGCAAACGGCGAGCCGUCGCCUGCUGCACGCAUCAAGGCUCAAGCCGAGGCACGAGGUCGGUCUGACUCGCUCGUCUCCGAGCCGCAAGAAGGCGGUGGUGGCUCUGGCUCUGCAUCAGGCUCCGGCUCUGACUCAAUGGUCGGCUCGCGCUCCGGCUCUUGCGAGUCGCUGGAGGUGCCCGCCGCCGCCGCAGCCAGCAUCUGCUCGCCGCAGGAGGUGCUGCAGCGCCUGAGCGCCGCCAACGACCAGCUCCUGUCCAUCACCGCUGCCUUCAUCGGCCACGUGCACACCCACACGCGCGACUCGCACGCCUCGAGCUACGCUCAUCUCAUCGACAUGACCCGCGAGGCCGUUGACGGCGUGCGCAGCCUGCUGCUCGUCGUCGAGGCCGUCAACAACAGCGCCGAGCUGCAGGCUGCGUUCCCGCGCCAGACUGCCAUCCUGUGGGAGACGCGCGAGGGCCUGUACGAGGCGACGACGGCCUUGGUCACUGCUGCUCGCGUCAUCACCUCGGCGCCGGCCAAUGCCAGCUCGCCGUCGAUGGCCGGCAUCAACGAGGACGACGAGAAGUCGCGUCUGCUGCACGCCGCAACUGCGGUGCUGCGCACAGGUGGCGAAUGCGUCGGCGCCGUGCGGCUGUGCUUGAACCGCGCCGACUCGACGCUGCGGCUCACACUCGCGGGCUCUGCGAAGCACAAUGCUGCACGCGCACAGCAGAGCGAGGCAGAGACCGAGGCGCUCGCCGACGCGAUGGAGGAGGAUCUCUCCAUGUCCGAGGCAGGCGAGAGCGGCACCGGUGCCCGUCGCGGUAAGCACACGCUCUCGUUCCUCGGGCGGAAGGCCUCGAGCCUCAGCUGCCUGCGGGAGAAGUACGAGCAGAACGGCAGCGCAGCGCCUGAUCUGGACGUGAUGGACGAGCAGAACGAGGAGGAAGAGGCCAUCGCCUCCAGCAUCGAUAGCCGCCAAGAGCCCCUGCGCGCAUAUGACGCGGCCUCGUCGGCCGACGACAUGCCCAAGUCUGCGCUUCUCGAGCGGCGCGGCGUGCGCCGGCCUCAGCCGCUGCUUGGCAACGCUCGGCGCCCGAGCAAUCCGCCGCCGCUCAGCGCCAACGCUGCCCUCUCUCGGCCGCCUCGCAACAUGGAGCGUCACGCGCCUACCGCGUCUGCGGACUCCAACAGCGGCGACGCGAGCGACUCGAGCGAGCCCAUGUCGCGCGACCACUCGCGCACGUCUGGCUCGACGCUGAACUCGGGUCGCUCCGACACCACGGCAGAUACCUCUGCUCGUCCUUCGAUGGACCGCAGCGAGCACGACGCCUUCCCGUUCGACGACGUCCACGCCGCCAAGCUGGGCCCGCUCAGCGCGCCAGUCGUGCGCGACACGCCGAAGGGCCUGCUGCUUGCCUCGCUCAGCGAGCCAAGCGCCCGUCGCGGCAGCGAUGCCUCGGAGGCGUCGACGCGUGGCCGCAACGGCAGCGUCCCCGACAGCGCCGGCUUCGCGCUCUCGCCGCUCUCUGCAGGCAGCACGAGCAGCAGCAUGCCCCCUUCCCUGCUCGAGGCUCGCCUCAUGGCGCCCGACUUCGACCCCUCGGACGUGGCCUACAACUCCGAGGGACAGGUGACCGGCGCCACGCUCGCCGCGCUCGUCGAGAAGAUGACGCCGCACGACACCACCGUCGACGCCACGUUCUCGAACGCCUUCUUCCUGUGCUUCCGCCUGUUUACGACGCCGCUCGAGCUCUUCGACGCACUCGAGGCGCGCUACAACCUGCGCCCGCCGGCGUCGCUCGAACUGAGCGGCGACGAGCUUGCGCGCUGGAUGGAGCGCAAGGUCGCACCGGUGCGCCUGCGCAUCUUCAACUUCUUCAAGACGUGGCUCGAGACGCACUGGCACACGCCGACGGACCACGCGAUCCUCGACCGCCUCGUCGAGUUCACGCGCACGUCGAUGACGCACUCGCUGCAGCGGCCUGGCCAGCGCCUGGCAGAGCUGGCGCAGCGCCGCAUCAUCGCCGGCCCGUGCAAGAAGGUGAUGGCGCAGGUGACCGGCGCUCCGGUCGCCGGCGCGCGCGGGCCCGGCACGCUCAAGCGUAUGGUCUCGACGGACCGGCUCAAGAACGGCGCGAUGCCGCCGGGCAUGACAGACGUGUCGAGCAUGUACUCGGCCAGCGCUUACGGCAAGAAGGGCCCGAUGCCGCCGGCGCCGAUCGUGUCCAAGGCGCUGCUCUCGUCGCUGCGCGCCGUGCCGCAGCCGCCGCUCAACGUCGUCGACUUUGACCCGACCGAGCUGGCGCGGCAGCUGACGAUCAUGGAGAGCAAGAUCUACUGCUCCAUCCUGCCCGAAGAGCUGCUCGGCCAGGAGUUCAGCAAGAAGGCCGGCGUCAGCUCCGCCGUGCACGUCAAGAGCAUGAGCUCGCUCAGCACGCACAUCACCGGCUGGAUCAGCGAGUGCAUCCUGGGCGAGGGCGACGCGCGCAAGCGCACGCAGCUUGUCAAGUUCUUCAUCAAGCUUGGCGACCGCUGCCUCGGCCUCAACAACUUCAACACGCUCAUGGCCAUCCAGUGUGCGCUCAACUCGUCGACGAUCGCGCGCCUGAAGCGCACGUGGGACGGCCUGCCGGCCAAGUACCGCGCCAUGAUGGACCACCAGCGGCACACCGUCGAGCACACGCGCAACUUUGCCGGCUACCGCGCGCGGCUGCGCGCCACGCUGCCGCCGGCGCUGCCGUUUGUCGGCCUCUUCCUCACGGACCUGACCUUCUGCCACGAGGGCAACGCAGCGACGCGGCCGUCGCCGCAGGACCCGCAGAAGCGCCUCAUCAACUUCGACAAGUACGUCAAGAUGAGCCGCAUCAUCGGCGAGCUGCAGCGCUUCCAGGUGCCGUACAACCUGCUCGAGGUGCCCGAGUGCCAGAGCUACCUGCAGAAUGUACUCGCCGAGGUGCAGCAGAGCAGCGCCGGCGGCUCGGCCGACGACCUCUACCGCCGCAGCCUGCUCCUCGAGCCGCGCUCGCGCGCCGGCGAGCCGACGCCGUCGACGAUCGCCAGCCGUGGCAGCGGCAGCGACGGCGGCAAGCUCGGCCUCGACAUCUUUGGCUGGAAGGGCUGAGCCCGCCGCCGCUUCCUAUGCCCUCCUCAUCUGCGCCCGGACUCCUCUCAUCCAUCACCCGUGCUCCUCAUCUUUCGCGCGCCCGCACACUCCUGCUGGUCACCCUGCGCCCUGUACAGUAACGGCGAUUAUUGCUUUUGCCAUGCGGCUGUGCUUUGUGAGAUGCGAGGAUGGAGAUGGAGCAGCGAAUGAGAGUGGAGCAGCGGAUAAGAGCUUCGCCUAGGCCGCGUAGCGCAGCGCGUUGCCGGCGCGGAAGAGCAGGCGGACGAGCACGAAGGUGCCGGUCUGCGUA